UGAAGAACAUGAAGUGGCUAAAAUUCGUGCCAUGCCAAAGAUGUCAAAACGUAGAAGAGGGGCAUGGGUAAUAUUGGUGGGCAAAGGUGACUUUAAACACAAUCUAAAGCAAGGACAGAAAACAAAGGUAUGGUACUUCAAAAGUAUAGGAUGGGAAAAAGAAAUCCAGGCUUAGAGACAAACGACUGCCUGCCUUGUGAAUUUUGUUUAGCAAGUUAUAGCAAAAAGGCGCUAUGGAAGCACCAAAAACAUUGUGUAGCGAAUUCUAGGAUAGGUAAUAUUAAAAGAGGAGCAGCACAGGCCCAUGGCCGCCUUCUUCUUUCCACAUCGUCUUCUUCUCUGGAGAAGAUCUUGGUCACUAUGAAAGAUGACAACAUCACUGCAAUAGUUGAAAGGGAUCCUCUCAUUAAAAAGUUUGGAGAGAGGUUGGUAAGCUAUAAGAAGCCAUCCCUUGCCAUGAAGCUUGGGAUUUCUCUAAAAAAAUGUGCUGUCAUAGCAAGGGCAUUAGCUAUUAAAAAUGACAGCACAGAAGCAGAAAGAAAGGCGUCCCAAUAUUUGGAGUUGCACACAGUAGAGUUUACUACAAUUUCAAGCAAGUCACUGGAAGACCGACAGUGCAACACAACAAAACAGCUACCACUGUUUGAAGAUGUAGUGAAGCUUAAUGAGUAUCUCAGCGACAAAGCAUCAGCUUAUCAAAAAGAACAAAAAAAUAGUGCCACAUAUGUAAAGCUAGCCAAAGUCAACCUACAAGUUAUAUUGUUUAAUCGCAAACGAAGUGGAGAGGCAGAAAAAAUAAAACUAACAGACUACAAGAAUGGUCUCAUGAACGACAUAGCAGACAGUGAAAUUCUAUCACACCUUGACACUUUUGAGAAGAAACUUGUUACCGAGUUAAAACGUGUCGAGAUAAAAGGAAAGCACGGUCGAAGAGUACCAAUACUUCUGACAGAGGGUAUGGUAGCAAGCAUAAAUUACAUGCUGUCAAUGAGAGAAACAGUAGUUGUAGAUGAUGAAGAGCCACUCCUGUUUGCUCGCCCAGGAAACUGUCUGUCUCCUUAUAGAGGACAUAUUGUUGACUCUGAAUAUGUGUGCAAAGUGAAAGACGAGCUGGAGAUAGAUGUAUUGAUAGUGGCAGAUUAUUUAUGGUGUUUCCAGAGUGGGCGUACCAUAAGGAUAGGUCAACCAGUUGCAGUAGAAACGAAGAGGUAUUCAGUGAAAUUGCCAUGGAAGGAGAGCCACAGAACGCUGCCAAGCAACAGUCUAGGAAGAAUGAAAAGCCAGGUUAAGAGGCUGAAGAGGGAGCCAGAGAUACUAGAAGAGUAUGAUGCAAUAGUUAAAGAGCAGCUAAGUUCGGGUAUCACAGAAAAGGCGGUUGAUCUUGAACCAAGAGGAAAAGUUCACUAUCUGCCACACCAGUGUUGA
Messenger RNA from Priapulus caudatus, 1425 nucleotides. RefSeq lists its product as uncharacterized. NCBI's taxonomy places the organism in Eukaryota, Metazoa, Priapulida, Priapulimorpha, Priapulimorphida, Priapulidae. The record is from RefSeq and is a predicted model, not a curated record.